Molecule: messenger RNA, 2628 nt
Organism: Rotaria socialis
Lineage: Eukaryota; Metazoa; Rotifera; Eurotatoria; Philodinida; Philodinidae
Source: the annotation of a GenBank genome assembly
AUGGCCGAUCAAGAAGUUGCUGAAAAUCCGCCUGCAUCAAAUGAAAAUGAGUCAUCUGGAGUUCCUGAUGAAGAGGGUCAAGAACGUCCAAAUUUCAACGAAGAAUCAACUGAUUUUCAAACUACCAUCAUCAAUGAACAACAGGCAGAAGCCGUACCAGUAAAACCUAAACUACAACCUAUUAUUGCUCCGGAUAUGUUUCCUCCACCGAUUGUUACAUGUAAUAAUCCAGAAGAUUAUGCCGAAUCGUAUAAAAAAAACUCCAUAAAAGAAAAUUUAAUUUUAACAUUCGUUGAAAAUUUUCGUCGUCAAUAUCAUUAUAUUUAUCGAGAUCGAAAACCAAUAUUUCUCAAUCCAUUGAAUGAAUGCGGUGUACCUAAAUUUGUUUGUACAACCAUUCAACCGACCAUGCUUUCGUUUUCUCCAUUAUUUCAAUGGAGUUCAGCAGCUGAAUUCAUCGCUGAUCAUCUGAAUUAUGAAUUAAUUGAGCCGGCACAUGAAAUCCCGAAAACACUUUGGUCACCAACAAAAGUUCUUGCCGAUCAACGUGGAAAUUGUUUUGAUUAUUCUAAUCUUCUUUGUUCAUUGUUAAUCGGUGCUGGAUACGAUGCAUAUGUUGCAAGUGGAUAUGCUACAAGAGAAGUUUGCUACAUGGACACAACUCGCUUGCCAAAUCCGUACGUUAAAAAGCGACAUGAAGAACAUAUAGAAGGAUCAAAAACGCAAAAUAAAAAAUAUACUGUUAAACCACCAAAAGAUUUAACAUCGAAAUAUGAUGUUUAUAUGCAUCAAAGGCGUUUAGACCAAAUCCAAGCCGACAAAGAUCGACUUCAAGAAGAAGAAAAUAAACGCAUAGCUGAAAUUGAAAAACCAUUACCUGAUCCACUAUUCGGCAUUCGAGUGCAUUCAUGGGUACUUGUUCUAGCUGGCAAACGUGAAGUGCCUGAAGCAUUUUUUAUUGAGCCAACUACAGGCUACGCUAAAGCAACAAAUGAUAGUGAAUAUUUGGGUAUUGAAAGUGUUUGGAAUCAUCAAAAUUUAUGGGUCAAUAUGCAAGAUUGUUCAAAUGGUUGUGAGUCACUUCAAUUUGAUCUCAACGAUCAAGCUCGAUGGGAAUUUAUGUUUACUUAUUCAACUAAUUUACGUGGAGCAGUAACAACAACAUUAAACACAUUGGGUGGUUCUGCAAUGCUCGAUGAAGAAGAAGAAAAACCAACUGUUGAAGCAGCUCAAAAAGAUAUUGAAUUGCCUCCAUCGUGGGUUUAUCCACUUAAUAUUACACCUAAAGAUUUUGAAAAACGCUAUCCAAAUUCACGUAAAACGUAUUUUUUUAAAAAAACUCGUGUUGAAAAAUAUGCUCCGUACAGUAUGAAAGAUGGCAUUGUUCUUAAAGUAGCUGAAUUCGCUGAUUAUGAUUUUAAAGAACUUAUCUAUGUAACACAACGAUACGAUCAUCGUCAUGAUAAACUUGAAUUACGUGAACAUGAUGUACGAACGAAUAUGGUCUAUGAACAUUAUUUACCAGGUCGAACUGAUCAUUUGAAAGAACAUACAUAUGGUUUUGGACCGGAAUUCGAACGAAUAAUGCUUUAUUAUGAUAAAGCACGCCUGGAUGGCUUAGAGAGAAGACAUGAAACAGUUCUUGAACUAACUGAUUACUUUGUAAAUCGUGAUGACUUUCUUGAAUAUCGCAAAGCUGUAUUUGAACCUCGGCCAAAGAAAUUCGGUCCGGCUGAUAAAGAUACUCCACGACCAAUUAUUUCAAUAACUGAACGAUACGAUCGUAAUCUAAAACUCAGUGCUAAUGAUGAUGUUCGUGAGCUGCUUUAUGCUAUUAAAGAAAAUAAGUUUAUCAUAACUUAUCAUCGUGAUAGUCAUCAUAUAACACCAUCGACUAGAACGUUUUGUAAACCGGCUGGUUGGAACGAUAAAGCAUUUACAAUACAAUGGAACGAAGAUUUGCAAGAUACAUACCAAGCUGAUGAAGAAUUUAAGCAAAUGUCAAAACGUGAUCUUUAUUAUAAAAUGAUAAAACUCAUCGAGCAAGAAGAAGAAGUUAUUAGACGAGUACGAAAAGCAGAAGAUGAAACACGUGAUCUUCAAAGUCGUCGUCAACAAGAGGAUCUUUCAAGUGAUCUUGAAAUUAGUGUUUAUGAUAUUGAUAGAAAUGACAAAUCGAAAAUAUACAGAAAAUCAUUGCAACAAAAAGCCGAUGAAGAAAAACGUAAAAAAGAAAUUCACGAUGUUGAUUAUCUUGCGCCGUUUCUUGCCGCCAUUGGUAAUCCUACACAUAUCAAUGCUCAACAGGCUCAACAAUUACGUGUUGCAGCUCAACGUGACUUUAAAGAUCGUUCGAUUCGUAAAGCGAAUUUAAUGCAAGCACGUUUUGAAAGUGAAAUUCAAGAGCUUAUUUCCAAACAGCAAUGGUAUCAAAAGCAUCAAAUUGGGAUGUCUAAAGAAGAUGAACUUGAAUAUCAACGUUUAUGUCAAGAAGCUCAAUUUCGUUUACACAUCCUCGAAGAACGACUCAAACGACACAAAGAAUUGGCUACAGAGAAAUAUAUGCAGCUGGAAAAUAAACUUAAUGACGAUAUUCGCUUAAAAGAGCCGUACAUUAUAUCUCGCUGA